AUUUUUUUUUAUUUAUUUGUUAUCUUCGGUGAUACUUCUUGUUGGGUUAUAUGAAUUAAAAAUGUUAAAUUAUAUUAAUUAAAAUGUAUUGCCGAAUCUUUAUAAAACCACCUUUGCAAUAUGCCAAAACUUUAUUUACAAAACAAUCGCCCUUUUUACUUAAAAUUCUUCAACGAAAGCUAAUACAAUUUCCACAAAGUAGAAUUGCUCUGCAAACCACUCACUGUGGUAGCAGUCAAUUGAGAUUCUAUUCUAGCGGAGAUGGAGAUUCAAUUUUGGAAUCGGAAACAUUCGAAGAUCUCAUCUUCGAGGAGAAUCUACUUGAUUUUUCAUUUAAAAAUAUUCUCUACCGUGAAGAUGAUCCUGUAGUCAAAAAGAUAAACACAUGUCGUUCUGCACAGGAAUUAUUAGAUAUGUUUGCUAAGGAAGGAGCUCGAUUUCAAUCCGCACAUUUAGUUCAAUCUGUGAUUUUACUUUGGGACUUUUGUCGUAGAGCAGAAAAUGGUGUUUCUGAAGUUCAAGGUAUCAUCAAAGCACAUGGCCAGUUUGAAGAACUUCUGGCAAAGCUAUUGGAGAGUGUUGAAAAUCUCAAUCCAAACGAAAUGACAUGCUGUUUCCUGUACUUGAAACGAAUAGGAUUGAAUUCUGAACACAAAAUAAUUCAGGAUCUUCUAUUCUCUAUUUUGGAAAAGAUCAGAAAAGGUGAAAAUAUUCCACUAUCAGCUCUAUCCAGGUUUUGUGUUGCUAUUGGCACUGACAAAAUCUUUAAUACCUCAUUCGUUGGCAAAAAUAUGCUUCCUCAAGUUAUUAAAGCACUAGAAACCUGUGUAACAGCUGAGGAAAUAAGACUUAUAACAAUUUGCCUUAUUAAUGUAAGGCAACUUGUUGUAGCAGAAAUUCUAGAGUCCUACAAGUCAAAAGUACAACAACUAAUGAAACUCGACAUAAUAAACACUGAAAGUACAAAAUGUUCCUUAAAAAUUUUAAACUUCCUAAACCAUCCGUCUUGGUCUCAUAGAAACUCGGAGCUUUCUAGACAGCUAAUGCUUCUAAUUAUGCCGGUCGUUCAUGAUUUAUCUGAAGAAGAUGUUAAAACAGCUUAUAGAAUAUACCAGAGCCAACUCGAACCGGCGGCUAUAGCUCCAAAGCUUCUUAAAGUAAGCGAAACAUUGCUCGAAAAACAUCCUACCGAAGAAAUGUUAACAUGCAUUGUACAAUUUGCGGAGCCGAAAAAGAAAGAACGUCUUAUAGAGAUCUUCCAAAAGCAAUUAUCAAAUGAAUCGAUGUGGCAACGACAAACAGCACCUUUCUAUUUUUUCACAAUUUUACGAUCGUUGAAAAUUUCCGACAGUGCAUUAUGCAACCAAUAUUGGAAUAAAGUAUUAGAAGAUCUAGAAAAGAAUCCAGAGGGAAAAGAACAUUACGUAUUUUCAAGACAUUGUCAUCGUUAUAUGUAUUUUAAUAAUAAUUUGGGAGGAACUUAUCGACAUUAUGAUUUUGAGAAACGUAUGGCCCAUUUGUGCAUGAAUGAAAUUGAAAAUGGUAUAUCGAGUAUGAUUCCUUCGAAAUUUGCAAGCAUAGCGUCAUUUGUUUUGGGAUAUGGUCACACAUAUCGGGGAAAUUCAAUGAUUCCAAGUGUUAUUUUGUCAAAAAUUGAAACAAUGAAAUAUCAAUUUAGUCCAGAUGAUUGUUUACAAUUGUCGAGAGGUAUUCAAAUUGCUUUUGAAAUGAGAUUUCGUCAUUUUGUCCCAACAAUAUUGGGUCAACAAUUGGGUAUUAUAGAAAAAGCACUGUGUGAGAGUGCACAAAGACAUUUGGACACUUUGAGUGAUGACAAUGCAAAGGAUUUAAAUGUUAUUGUUCGUGCAUUAAACAAUCGAAAAAGUCCAAAAAAAUCCUCAAUAUACCAACAAGCGCUCAACAAGUACAAUCACAUAAAACCAGAUACGCUCAAUUCUAGAUUACUGCGAAAUAUGUCCUAUAACUUGAGCACAUCAAAUUUUGUUGCUCCAGAAAUUCUAGAAAAAAUGUUCACUUACAUUAUGGAGAAUGAGGAAUACGUGACAGGCGAUACAGCUGAAAAGAUCAUUUCUUGUUCUUAUAAUUUGGGAUACUCGCCUCAAAUGCAAGAGUAUUUAGAUUCAAUUUCUAGAAUAGUAAUGAGAGAUUUUAAUUAUAUGACCGGACUCUCAAUAAUACAAGCCUGCUUAGCACUAUGCUUUUAUAAGACAAUACCGGAAACACUUAUAAAUAAAGUUUUUUGUGUACAUUUUAUAAAACGAAUCGAAGAAGAAAUUGAAAUGUGCUACUCAAAGGCGACUUACCCAGAACGAGUUCUAAAUCAAGUAAUGCAACUUAAUCGUGCGGUUUGUUUGGAUUUCCCCGAAGUAGAUGUCCCAUGGUUUCAGCAAAAUUAUCUCGAAGCUCAACUAAGCAAAUAUCCAUUUGUUCCAAGUAGGUACAACGAUGAUGUUAAACAAGUUCUUCUUUCACUUUUGAAGGAUGAAUCUCUAUUUCGUUGUAAUCAUGUUACUCCAUAUGGAUAUAGAUUUUUCCGCAAACUCACAUCAUCAACCAAGUCACCGGUUACUAAGUUAGAAGACGAGUCCUUGAGAUCACGUCAAAUACAAAAAUGUCAAGUGGAUUCCGACAACGAUUUAUGUCAGCAGAAAAUACCAAUGCGAUGUCCAUACACAAUCAGUGCAAAAAUUUCCAAUCCUAGAAAUAAGAACAAACUCAACUCACGAAGCAACCGUACCGAUAGUUCUUCCCAGUCAGAAACUAAAUCCACAAACUUCAUGGUAUCUUCUCAGUAUGUUAGCAAGCUGGAAACCUACCUGUCAUCUGCACGUCAAACCAUGAACCCCAACUUAUUAGCCUGUGACGUCCAUGGUGUUAGGAGUUUUCGACUUCUAUCUGAAGAAGAUACUUCCAACGAUUACUCCACACACAGAUGCUCUGCUGGUAUUGUAUUUGAAAAGGUCAAAUACAGGGAAAAUAUUCGUUAUUUUCGACGUACUCCAUCCAAUUCGAGCCUAUCAAGUUAUCCGUCUUCACCAAAAACUAUAGAUUAUCAUAAGGAAUAUCUUUGCAGUCUAAAUGAAAAGAAAAAGGAGAAUAACAACAACAAAAAGAGCACAUAUACACAAAGUCGACAAAGUAAUAUUUUCCUUCAGUUUAGAAAUAAUAUAUCUCACCCAGUUAACCUUAAAUUGAGUUCAAAUCCUUCGGGUAAUUUGAAUAAUUUGGUUAUAAGUGAGGGUCGAAAUUGGUUAAAUGAACCAUGUCCGGUAGUAAGUUGGGAUAUAAAUGGAAAUUCGAUUGAUGAUGAUAUUGUUUGUUUGAACAACAACUGGGACGAUUGUGAUAAUCGAAUGAAUCUUUUGCGUGACAAACGUUUAUUAAAAACCCGCCUAGAUGGCUCAUUCAAGUCCAGCUCCAGAUCUAGUUCAACCACUUUAGAAACAUGGGUGGACGACGAAAUUCUAGAUAACUCAUAUAACGAGGAAAUUGAAAGGCAAUUUCGGAUUUAAGGAACUGUGUUUUGUGUGAAUGAAAUUGUACUCUUGCUGUAGAUAGAAAUAUUUAAGUUUUAAUUAGUUUUCUUUAAUAAAUAUUUAGUCGGAAA
This is a messenger RNA of Episyrphus balteatus (marmalade hoverfly), 3628 nucleotides long. RefSeq names its product FAST kinase domain-containing protein 1, mitochondrial-like. Lineage: Eukaryota; Metazoa; Arthropoda; Insecta; Diptera; Syrphidae. The record is from RefSeq and is a predicted model, not a curated record. The transcript is spliced from 9 exons. Gene Ontology annotation, biological process: regulation of mitochondrial mRNA stability. Bases 84 to 3533 code for a protein of 1149 amino acids.